AUGUUGUUAAAUACAUUAAAGUGGGCUGGACUAGCUGUUAUCACAUCUUACCUAGUGACAAGUAGCAAACGUCAGACAACAUUAGGCUCAUUGGCCGAUGGUCCUCCUGGCCCCUUUCUGCCUGAUUUCUAUCCCAAUGGCACCGAUUUGGAAUUACCUCAGGGCACAAUGAGAUAUUGGAAGUUUGGUAAUGAGGAUGGAAACCGCGUCGUAUUGAUUCAUGGUAUCUCAACUGGUUCUGCUAUCUAUGAUAAACUCGCUCGGGAUUUGGCUGACAAUGGACAUCAUGUUCUUGUGUACGACCUUUGGGGUCGUGGUUAUUCGCAAGCGCCUGCAGCCAAAUAUGACGAAGCGCUAUAUACAUCACAGCUUGCCAUGCUCUUACAAAAAGUUGGAUGGGAUAGAGCCGAUGUCAUUGGUACCAGUUUGGGAGGUGGAAUAGCCAGCAGUUUCACAUCAUUUUACCCAGAAAUGGUGAAUAAACUAGUCUUGCUAGCUCCAGCGGGCCUAUUUAAAGUCGAGGACAUGCCAAUGAUUUCAAAAGUUGUCAAACUGCCGUUUGUUCAUGAUUUUAUCGUGAAUCAACCCUAUGUUCGUCCCCUGAUAGUGGCUGCAAUACAGCGAUUUGCUAAAUCGACUCGACUGGCUCAAACUGGUUUGGAUCAAGAUACCGAAGCAACAAUUGCAAAGAUCACUGACAUUGCCACCUACCAAUUUGCGCAUCAUCCUGGCUUUUUCAGAGCUUUCUUGGGUACUGUAGUUGACUUUUCCUUUACAGGUUUAGCCAAGAGAUACCAGAAGAUUGGACAGCUAAAGAAUAAACCCGUUCUGAUAAUUUGGGGUGAUAAAGACACGACUGUCCCAUUCUAUCAUAGCGAAGAGGCACAAAAACUCAUUCCUCAAGCGAAAUUAGUAGUUUUGAAGGACCAGGGGCACGAUGCGGUGAUCACGAAAUGGAAAUCUGUCAAUGAGGAAAUUGAGAACUUCCUGAUGGUGUAA
This is a messenger RNA of Mucor velutinosus, 999 nucleotides long. It is a transcript of the gene LYS2, whose product is annotated as large subunit of alpha-aminoadipate reductase. The coding region runs from base 1 to 999 and encodes 332 amino acids. NCBI's taxonomy places the organism in Eukaryota, Fungi, Mucoromycota, Mucoromycetes, Mucorales, Mucoraceae. The transcript has 3 exons. The record is from RefSeq and is a predicted model, not a curated record.